Morone saxatilis (striped sea-bass) is the source of this 2412-nucleotide messenger RNA. It is a transcript of the gene setdb1a, whose product is annotated as SET domain bifurcated histone lysine methyltransferase 1a. The record is from RefSeq and is a predicted model, not a curated record. Gene Ontology annotation, molecular function: histone H3K9 methyltransferase activity. Gene Ontology annotation, cellular component: nucleus. Lineage: Eukaryota; Metazoa; Chordata; Actinopteri; Moronidae. Gene Ontology annotation, biological process: negative regulation of gene expression; heterochromatin organization.
AAAAUAUGUCUGAUUCCCCACGUGAGUCCGUUGACUCCACAAAUGAAACUCCCAGCAAGAAGACACAGUUGGAGGACGGAUCACACUCUCUCAGUGUAAUAAAAAAAGCAGUGGUGGUCUUGACCAGACUCCCUGAAUAUAAGGUCAGCACUCUGCGGCCACCAACGCCUCAGCAGUUCUACAGUGAAGAUGAAUCCCACAGCAGCUCUGAUUCUGACAUGCAGUGGGAACCAGAGGAUAAUUCUAGUGACUCUGAUUUCUCAGUCACUGACAGUAAACAGAAAACUGGAAAACCCACCCAGAAUGACACAAAGAAGACACCUGCGCCACAAACGAUGUCAGAGCCAGCGCCCAUAAUUAUAUCAUCAGCUUUUGCCUAUUGCGCUAAUGAAAUCACGAAGGUCCGUCCUGACUUACCAGAAGAAGAGGUCAAAGUGGGCAUGAUGGUCCUGGCGAGGAAGAGGCACAUGAGAUGGCAACAGGGAAAAAUAGUGGAGAUAAUAACAAGAAAAGAUGGACGGUUGAAGUACAAAGUUAAUUUUGUAGAAAAGGGGAAGAGCCUUGUGUCUGGCCACCACAUCGCCUUUGACAACACACCGAAGCUGGAGCAGCUGUAUGUCGGCGCUCGCGUGGUUGUCAAGUGUCAAGAUGACAAAUUCCAGUCGGCUAUCUUGGCAGAGCUCCCCACCAGGAAGAACCGCUUAAGGUUCUUGGUCUUUCUGGAUAAUCACGUGCCGGUUUAUGUUGGUUUACCUUUACUCCACCUGGUGUGCAGACCGUUGGAAAAUUCUUUAGAUGACAUCCGCGACAGCCCUCACAAGUGUUUUAUGAGUCGAUACCUGAGGGACUGGCCCUACCCACAUUUAACCCAGUACAGUGCUGGUCAGAGCCUUAAUGCAGAGUUAAAUGGAGUCCAGCAGAGGUGUGAGGUGCAGGAAGUCGACAGCAGCUUGAUACAUGUCGUUUUUCAGGAUAAUCAACAUAAGGAGUGGAUCCAUCGAGGCUCCAUCCGACUUGAACACAUGACAAGAUUUUUGGAACUGAAAGAAAUAGAGGAUUACCUGGAUGAUUCUGACUAAAAGCCCACAGACACAGAUAUUUAAAAAACUUUAAAAGUUUUCAGUAAUAUCCAUCAUUAUCACCCCGAAGUGAUGUGUCAUCGGAUUGUUUUGUGAAACAAUAACUGAACCACUUCACUCUAAAAUGAGAUGUGAAAUUAUCAGAUGAUUGUACAGGAAAAACUUGAGCCGGAUGUUUGUUACGAUCUGAUUUUCUUAAAUUAUAAAGUAGUAAAGUUGUUCGUCAUUAUGCAUAAAAUGCACACAAUGGUAAAACAUUUUAAUUUUAAUUUAAUUGAAUAGCAUAUUCAAGCAGCUGUAAAGUGAAACAAGCAAAUGUGUAACAUUCUCUUGCUCUUUUAUUUAUUUAUUUUCUUUAGGGCUGCAUGAUACAGGAAAAAAAUUUACAUUGCAAUAUUUUUUUCGAAUUUCGACAUGCAUUGAUAGCAAACCACCCAGAGAGAGAGGGUAUACAAACCCUGAAGGUGAGACCACCUGACCUACAUACAGGGACAUCAGGGAAUACGCUCCAUUCAGUGUCACUGUGUUGUGGAUGUACCAGGGUACAGCUGUAGUUAGACUGCCCACAAGUGAACUGCUCAGUGGCAACACGGGACGGUUGUUCAGCGGUAAGCACUGUGCCAGGGCCUCUGUGUGGAGUUUGUAUAUUCUGCCUGUGUAUGUUAUGUUAAUUCUCCAGUCCCUUGACCAAGGGUCUUGCCCAGAUCUGGAGCUGGUCCCUGGGUGCCGUCUGACGACUCCUAGCACUUAAUUUAACUUAAUUUAACUUAAUUUAAACCUCGUAACUGUCAGUGUUGCUACAGAAACCCAGAUAGGAAGUGACAACUAGGAAAAACAUACAGGCAAAAAAACAGACAAAUCCACAAAAAAGCAUAGGAACUAGUGCAGAGCUAAAGAUCCAGUGUGGAUGUUCAGCUGCUUCGGUCUGAGUUUUAGGAAGCUGAAAUGACAGAGUUUGACAGAGUUUGACAGCAUUGUAAAUGCUCUUUGUUGACGUCUAAUACCCUUCAGUUGUUAUGAUUUUAUUUGAAUGUGUAAUUUUUGUUUUGAGUCUUUUUAUGUGCUAAGAUCUUGAAACAAAUUGUCUAACAAACAAGUUAGUGAUUCUUUAACGAGCCAGCAGCAUUUUCAUUCUUCGUCAUUUGGAACCAUUUAGCUUGUAAGCUUGUAGUUUCUCAUUAAUGUCAAAUUUGUUUCCACUUAUUUAACUGCUUUGUAUAGUGUUCUGUGUUAUUUUGUAAGUUAAUAAGUAAAAACAAGUUUAACAUUGUCUUUUGCAAGUGUGCCCAGCCUCAUUUCCAGAGAUGUAUUAAAAAAAAGUCUAAUUUCUCAA